Messenger RNA from Agrilus planipennis (emerald ash borer), 3476 nucleotides. RefSeq names its product MMS19 nucleotide excision repair protein homolog (gene Mms19). The record is from RefSeq and is a predicted model, not a curated record. Gene Ontology annotation, cellular component: cytosolic [4Fe-4S] assembly targeting complex. Bases 507 to 3392 code for a protein of 961 amino acids. Gene Ontology annotation, biological process: iron-sulfur cluster assembly. Lineage: Eukaryota; Metazoa; Arthropoda; Insecta; Coleoptera; Buprestidae. The transcript has 12 exons.
GAAAAAUAAUCAUUAAUUACCUACUUAAUGUUAAACAAAAUAAGAUCAUAUAAUUUUACCAAAUCAAUUUCUUCAUCAUCUUCUACAAGAUAUUUAGGCUUUCAAGGGUAUGAUUUCAGGAUUCUGUUAAUUUGUGUGUUGUCGAUGUUUCGUUAGUGAUCUCAUGGAACGUCCUCAAAAUUCUUCACUAUUUCGAUGUAUUGACGCGUUGUAAAGCCAGAAUCUUUUCAAAUUUCCCUCGAAAAACCAUCAUUACCAUAGAAAUAAAUACUGUUUCUAUUGCCCAUUGUCAAUCACAGUCCUUAUUUAUGUCAUGUCUAUGUCCUAUAUCUAUGACAUACUCUGUCAUAUUAUUUAUGUCUGUCAUAGUCUAUGGAUCUACAAAAAGUGUCAUGGUGGAAUAUCAAGGGUCAAGGGAUGAUUGAAAGAGGUUAUCGUUUUAGUAGACUGCUUUUAGGUUAGGUUAAGUAAAUAUAUAAAAACAGAUAUUAAUUAUAAAUUUAAUUAUGGAAAAAAUGGAAGUGGAUAAUUAUAACUCUGUAUUGGAUGAAUUACUGCAAUCAAAUAAAGAUGACAAAAAUCUCAAUAACUCUUGCAUAAAAGUUAGCAAAGAUAUUUGUUCUUCAAAAUUAACAGUAGUUGAUUUAGUAGAACAAUUAAGAGUUCUUCUAAUCGAUACAUCAUCAGAAAAACGAGAUUAUGGUCUGUUAAUAUUAACAAAAGUAUUGAAUAAUCUUCCAACAAAUUUUUUAAAUUCUGAUCAAAUAAAGUUUAUCAGUUCAUUUUACGCCGAUAGGCUAAAGGAUCAUCAUCAAGUUGUUCCAACAGCUUUACAAGGUAUUCUUGUACUGUUUAAGUUUGAUAAUAUUGUUGAAGGAUGCAUUACACAAAUUUUGCAGUCACUUUUUCAAAACAUUUCAUGCCAACAACAACAACUACAUGAUCGAUAUUCCAUCUAUCAAAUUUUUGAAAAAUCAUUACAGAUUAGGACAACAGAAGUACUAGCUAUGAGCUUCGAUUUUGUGUAUGGAGUUAUCACAGCUAUAGAUGGAGAAAGGGAUCCUAGAAAUUUGCUUUAUCUGUUUUCAUGGUUACCUAAGUUCAUAAAGUUGGUUAACUUGGGACAUUUGACUGAAGAAAUGUUUGAAGUUGUUGCAUGUUACUUCCCUGUUGAUUUUAAAGCACCUGGUGACAAUAUAAAUGGCAUCAGCAGAGAUACCCUGGCUCAAGCUUUAUGUCCUUGUUUGUGUUGCAUUGAAAGUUUUGCACAGUUUUGUUUACCAUUAGCUAUAGAGAAGCUAUCGUCUUCCUUAAAAACAGCUCAAUUGGAUUCAUUAGAUCUCCUGAUUGAAAGUUGUCGAAUGUUCUCAUCAGACAGUUUUGCACAACAUUCUGUUGAAAUAUGGUCUUUACUUGAGAAAGAAGUUUUGAAUGGUACAGACGCACAAAUUGUAAACAAAUGUUUGGAAACACUAACACAUGUUGUAAAUAAACUUUCUCAAUCUGCUACUACUACCGAUUGCUUUGUACAAACAGUGGAAGACAUCACAGAUACUGUAAAAGGGAAUUUAAGACCUGAUACUCGAUUGUUUCAACCAUCAGUAAAAAUAUUACUUUAUUUAGCUAAAGCUUCUGAGAAAUCCGUUGAUUAUGUUAUAAAAAACGUCCUUCCUCAACUAGUGAAUACUUAUAAUAUCACUUCUACCCCCUUGCAUCAAUCUUUCUUGUUAGAAAGCAUGGUUGAUUUUACCAAAGUUUAUGUUGAAGUGACUGGAAACAUUGACAUUAAGGGGACAAAAGAGCUCUCUUUUAUACCCAAUUUAUGUCUUAAGGCGUCGAUUCACGAGGAUCCAAACAUUAGAAAAGUUGGAUUAGAUAGUAUUGGAGAAAUAGCUGAAUCAAUUCCAAAAUACCUAAGAGAAAAUGUUUACACAAACUUAAAAAUCCAUUUAACAGUUAAUCAACACGAAAAAACUCGUGAAAGUGCGAUUAAAUGUUUCAAAAAUUAUUGUAAAUUAUUUCCCUUGGAGGUAGAACAAGAAAUUUUGGAUAAGAUUUCCACCAGUGAUAACACUUCCUUAGAUCUGUUCUUAGAUGCCCUAUGUGAAGUUGGAUCUAAUGCAAAGUUGACUGAGAAAAUCUUGAAAAUAUUCAUUAAUUCUUGUACAAAUUGCAACGAUUUAAUAAGAUUUUCAGUAGUUUUAAAGAACUUGAAAAAGUUUCUGCUUCUCAGUGGGGGGAACGAAAGCAUUUACGCGUUUCUGUUAAGUGAUGGGGGACUAAUAAAUUUUAUUAUAGAUUUGCUUUGUAGAAAGUUUGAUGAAACGAGUGUGCAGAAAUUUGAAACCCUUUUAAAGAAUGUUAUCGACGUAUUAGAAAAUAUUGUAGCGGCGCAAGACACUGAAGUACAAAGAGCUAUUUUAGAAAAAUAUUUGAACCCAGCCAUUGUUACUUUUAGAGAUACUAAAAAUUCGGUCUAUGUCAUCUUAUUUCAUGGAUUGUUAUGUAGAUUGAAAAAGGAUUUAGCAGGGGAUUAUGGACUUAUCGGUGACCUAUGUGAAGCAACAUUACAAACUGACAACGAUUUUGUUUUCGAAUUUGGAGCACGAUUAAUUGCUAAUUUAAUUAAUAAAUUAGAUGAUGAAAAAGCCGUUAAAUAUAAUCUCAAAGUUAUUGAAAGUUGCAUAGAGGUUGAAAAAAUUUUCCAUAAACGCAAUGUGAUACUGUUUUCAUGGGUAAUUAAGGCUCUAAUUAUGAGAGGACACGAAUAUGGGUCUUUAUACACUAAUAAGCUCAUAAAUAUGUUAGAAUCAUGCAAGGAUGCCCCAUUAGGUUUUGAAUUGAUUAUGAGUGAUAGCUAUAAUUGUUUAAGUAGCGAAAGUAAUUGCAACAGAAGGCUGUUAUAUCGACAAAAAUUCUUUACGGAUGUUAUAAAACAACUGUGCAAGGAGGAAAAGCAACAAUAUUUAUUAGCAGUGGGAUAUCUCUUAAAAGAAAGUCCUAAACAGGUCGUUUUAAUGCAUUUUAAGAAGUUAUUGAAAAGUAUAGUGUUAUGUUUGGAAAAAAUUGAUGAUUCCGAGAUUUUGUGUAGCAUUUUAGGUAUAUUAUUUAGUUUUCUAGAAAGUAAGGAAACUAUAUUUGAGGACUACAUAGAUGAGCUUGUGCCAAGAUUUCUUAGUUUAUCACGAUUCCAAAAAUCAAUGAAAGUACGAAUAAAGGCAUUGCAAUGUUUACAAGCAUAUGCCAUUGGCUUUACUUUACACAAAUUGCUACAUCAAAAGCAACCUGUUGUUCACGAGUUGGAGCAAUGUUUGGAUGAUCCGAAACGAAUGGUACGAAAGGAGGCUGUCUUAGCAAGAAAUUGUUGGUUUCUAUUAGAUACACCCACGUGAAUUAAUACAGACUUACAUUUGUUGUUUUUAUUAUAAUUUUGCAGUUAAAACUGAGGGUUUAAAAUGUAAAUAAUUUAACAAACU